Molecule: messenger RNA, 904 nt
Organism: Hyphopichia burtonii NRRL Y-1933
Lineage: Eukaryota; Fungi; Ascomycota; Pichiomycetes; Serinales; Debaryomycetaceae
Exons: 1
Coding region: 129-479 (116 amino acids)
Biological process (GO): protein import into mitochondrial intermembrane space
Cellular component (GO): mitochondrial intermembrane space
Molecular function (GO): zinc ion binding
Source: RefSeq, a predicted model, not a curated record
UUGCAGUUAGCAUUGCAGUUGGCAUUGAGUUCCUAAUUGCAGUUGGCAGUUACCAUUGCUGAUACUCAUUACCUUUAUUGCGUUAAGUUAUUGCAGACUGUAAGCAUUCCAGUAAUUGUUCUUCGAAAAUGUCGGAUUUGUCCUGUUUGGUCAUUGAAAACUUGAAAUUAUUCGGCCAACUGCUCGACAAAAAUACAAGAUGUUUACAUUAUCACAGUGAAAUUGAUAUUAUUGCAAUUAAAUUCAAAUGUUGUGGAUACUACUUUUCUUGUUUUAAAUGUCAUGAUUUGUUUAGAAAUUACUCGAUUAAUCAUCCGGUGGAAAAAUUUAGUAAGCUGGAUUAUGGAAAAGUGGUUCUUUGCGGGAAUUGUUACUCUGAAUUAACUUUUGAUGACUACUCGAAAAGUCACCGUUGUACCAUUUGCAAUAGUCAAUUCAAUCCUAAAUGUUCUUUCCACUAUGAUUUAUACUUUGAUUAAAAUUGCUUUUGGUGUAUGGGUGUUUGGCGGGAGGCCCAGUCGGUCUUUGCUCGGGGGGUGAUGACGGUAUAAAGUCCCAUUUUAGACUAAUGGCAAAAUCGCCUACUUGUUUCUUCCUUAUACCAAAAUGUCACUUGAUGAAAGUAAAACUACGGUUAUAAUAUCGAAUCUAUCAAAAGAAGAUUUCAUUUCAAAUGAGUUAGCAUUUGUGGACAGAAUUAAAUUAUCGAUCUUAAAUUUAAAACCUCCAAUUGCAAAUGAAUACGGUGACGAUUAUUACUUGAAUAAUAUUCAACAUUGGUCAAAUUUAUCUUCUCUUAAUAGAAUAAUCAUUAUUUUCAAAACAAAUGAGGCUGCGUUGAAUAUAUAUAACUAUUUAUUAGAUAAUUUAAAUGGUAAAUUAUCAAACUUACCCUUUAAUAGUG